Lachancea meyersii CBS 8951 is the source of this 1539-nucleotide messenger RNA. The record is from the annotation of a GenBank genome assembly. Lineage: Eukaryota; Fungi; Ascomycota; Saccharomycetes; Saccharomycetales; Saccharomycetaceae.
AUGUUCAAUUCUGGAAGGGCAUCUUCUGCAUCGGCAGGAAAUGGUGUGGGCGGAGGCUCAUUGUUUGGGCAGAACAAACCAGCCGGUGGUGGACUGUUUGGACAGUCCAAUCAGCAAGGCCAAAGUGGAGGGCUUUUUGGCCAGGGAGCGCAGCAGAACCAGACUUCAGGCUCUCAAUUUGGCCAGGGUGCCCAGCAGGGCGUGGGCGGUAGCCAGUUUGGUCAGAACACGCAGAAUAGUAACGCACAAGGCCAGAAUGCAACAGGAACUGGUUUUUUUGGACAAAACACUCAAAACACUCAAAAUACUGGCACGGGCCUGUUUGGCCAACAGGGAGCCGCUUCGGGACUUUCCAAUGCUGCCAAUUCGGGGCUAAGAUCCGGAUCGACGCCAGGGGGCGGUCUUUUUGGACAAAAUACUCAAAAUACGAGCAAUCCUACAGGAGGUCUUUUCGGACAAAACUCGAACGCAUCUGGAGGCACGUCGAGUGGUAUUUUCGGCUCCAAACCCUCCGGACUUGGAACUUCCUCUGCGGCACCUUCAGGCGGUCUUUUUGGAAACACAUCAUCCAAUAACACCACCACUGCCAACAACAGUGUAAGCGGUGGUUUGUUUGGCAAUGCGUCCAAAAAUACAGGCUUUAACAACUCAGGUGGGCUUUUUGGCAAUAGUUCCAACAACGCGGCGUCUACAACCUCCACAGGUCUCUUUGGUGGUAACAAUUCAGGGUCUACAACAUCGACAGGACUUUUUGGCGGCAAUAAUGCCGUCCAGACGUCCUCAGGGGGGCUCUUUGGGAACAAACCUGCCGGUACAUCACUUUUUGGCAGCGCCAACACCAAUAACGCUUUACAACCUCAAAUGCAAAUGCAACCGGCUCUUCAAACGCUUUCUCAGCUGCCGGUCAAUCCUAUGACGCGAAUCGCUGAUCUGCCGCCUCAAAUUCGCCAAGAAAUUGAACAGCUAGAUCAGUACAUUCAGCGGCAGGUUGCCAUAUCUCAGCACCUAAAAGCGGACUCUGAGGACCACAUGGAGUUGAUCCGCUCUAUUCCUCGCGACAUCAAAUUUCUACAGACCACACAUUCCCUCACGCACCAGUCAUUGAUACAGGACCUGCGUAAGAUAACAGGCAUUAAGGACACCAUAGACCAGAGUAUGGCUGAUUGUCAGACAUUUUCCACCAUUCUGCAACAGAUUAUAACUCCGGGCUCCAAGAUCUCCUCUUUGGAACUUGAUAAGUUUUUCCAGGACAAGAUCCUGCACUACAAGCACAAAUUGGACGAGUACUUCUACGUUCUUUCGGACAUCGAGAGUGCGGUGCAAGGCAUAGAGCGCGACAUGUUUGGAGCUACGUCUACCGAUGGCGGUUGCGACUCCAGUGGCGACCGCAUGAAUUGGAAGACCGGGAUCAACGCAAUUGUGUCUACAGUACUUGAAGAAUUCGAGCUUUUCAUGGACAUGGCCGAACGCGUUGCCGAGCUACAUCAACGGGUCAAAGAAAUAAGCGGUGAUCUCAAGAGCUCCAUGGUGAAGGUAUAA